Wasmannia auropunctata (little fire ant) is the source of this 3778-nucleotide messenger RNA. It is a transcript of the gene Ubqn, whose product is annotated as ubiquilin-1. The record is from RefSeq and is a predicted model, not a curated record. Gene Ontology annotation, molecular function: polyubiquitin modification-dependent protein binding. Bases 659 to 2251 code for a protein of 530 amino acids. Gene Ontology annotation, cellular component: cytosol. Gene Ontology annotation, biological process: ubiquitin-dependent protein catabolic process. Lineage: Eukaryota; Metazoa; Arthropoda; Insecta; Hymenoptera; Formicidae. The transcript has 7 exons.
UCCGGGUUCCGGUGUGAUUCGAGUUAAAACGCAAACGUGGAGUCGUGGACACGCGUAUUAUUCCGGAGCAAUCGAGCGCCGCGCAUGUCGCGGCAGUGCUUUCGCGUUACGGUGGUGGCAGCAGCGUGACAUAACCUAGCCAACCUCGUCGUUACCCGUCGUCGUUGUCGUGGUGGUUUACGUGGUCCUUCUUCGCGAGAGGAAACACGACCUCAUCGUCGAAAUCGGCUACUCGCGCGCGGAACGCCGGCGGAAUCCGCGAAUCUCUCGCGCGGCUACUUCGACACGCGUGUCUGUCGUGAUGAUCGAGCGUGGAACGUCGAGCAUCGUGCAUGUUUGUCACCGUCCGGCCGCGAAGUCUCUCUAGUUCCGCGGGUCCACGGAGUUGUAAGUGGAAAAAAAAUCCAACGUAGUUCCUCGCCGUUGCGUCGGGCGCAACGGACGUUCGGACCGCGAGCGCGAGGGUGGUGUCGUCGCCGUCGUGCCGUCGCCGUCGCCGUGGGUGUCGUCGGAGGUGUAUUUACACGGUGCGCAAUUCCGUCGUGGUCGUGAGAGCGAGCGAGCGAGCGAGCGUGAGAGAGACGGAGAGAGACCGAGCGAGCCGUACCGCGAAGUAUCGCGCGAGCGUCGAAAGUAACGAGUCAUCUACCGAUCCAAGAUGGCAGAAGGCCAGCAGGAGGGUGGUCCGAAGAAGAUCACCAUCAACGUGAAAACUCCCAAGGAAAAGCAGACCGUGGAGAUCGAGGAGAAUGCGACGAUAAAGGAGUUUAAGGAGGCGGUCUCCAAAAAGUUCAACGCACAGGCCGAUCAGCUGUGCCUCAUCUUCGCCGGUAAGAUCAUGAAGGACCACGAGACUCUCAGCACGCACAACAUCAAGGACGGCCUGGCGGUGCACCUGGUGAUCAAGGCACCGCGCACCGCCACCACGCAAAAUCAGGAGUCCAACUCGGCCUCGAGACCACAAGCCGACGUCAGUGCCAGUCCAUUUGGCUUGGGGAGCUUGGGUGGACUGAUGGGAUUGGAAUCCCUUGGCUUAGGAUCAGCUAAUUUCAUAGACUUACAGCAACGCAUGCAACGGGAAUUGCUGUCGAACCCAGAAACAAUGCGUCAAGUGCUCGAUAAUCCACUGGUGCAGAGUUUGAUGAACGACCCGGAGAACAUGCGCAAUCUGGUCACCGCCAAUCCCCAAAUGCAAGAACUGAUGCAACGUAACCCGGAAAUCAGUCAUAUGUUGAAUAACCCAGAACUCUUACGGCAAACGAUGGAAUUGGCACGUAACCCGUCAAUGCUACAGGAACUGAUGCGCUCGCACGAUCGAGCUUUAUCUAAUCUAGAAAGCAUACCUGGCGGAUACAGCGCUCUCCGUCGCAUGUAUCGCGAUAUUCAGGAGCCAAUGCUAGCAGCGGCGACGAACGGCCGUAAUCCCUUCGCCGCUCUAGUGGAAAACAGCAAUUCCAAUCAGGACUUGCAGAAUCCACAGCAGGGUCAGGAAAAUCGGGAUCCGCUGCCGAAUCCGUGGGGUCAAAACCAGAGCGAAAGCGGCAGCGGCACGGGACAGCAGAGUCAAGGCAGAGGUCUGCUAGAUUCGCCGGGUAUGCAGAGCCUCACGGCACAGAUGAUGGAGAAUCCGCAGUUAAUGCGAAACAUGCUAAACGCUCCGUAUACGAGAUCUCUACUGGAAGCGAUGGCGGCUGAUCCGGCGAUGGCCAACCGGGUGAUCGCGGCGAGUCCGUUCCUCCGCGGUAAUCCACAGAUGCGAGAACAGAUGCGUGCGAUGUUGCCCGCUUUCAUACAACAGUUGCAAAACCCGCAGAUACAGAGCGUCGUCACCAAUCCGGACGCUCUGGCUGCUAUCAUGCAGAUCCAGCGGGGUAUGGAACAACUUCGCACCGUCGCUCCCGAACUCGUGGAGAACAUGGGUCUCACGGUCCCACCUGCGCCUACAACACCUAACACGGGCGGCACCAAUACCAGUGUACCGACCAAUCAACCAGCGGAUAGCAAUCAGCAAGAUGCGUUUUCCCAAUUCAUGGCACGUAUGGUUUCUGCAAUGGCAUUAAAUCAAGGUGUAGAAGUUGACGGUCAACCAGUACCUCCACCAGAAGAGCGUUACAGAGCACAGUUAGAGCAACUUACAGCUAUGGGUUUUCUUAAUAGAGAUGCUAAUUUACAAGCGUUAAUCGCCACAUUCGGAGACAUAAAUGCUGCCGUUGAGAGAUUACUCUCCAAUGGACAAGUGUCUAUGAGCUAACCACCAAUCCGCAAUACUGUUAUUCCAAUAUUACCUUUAAUUUUAUCCUUAUUUACCUCUUACGUUAAUGUACGUGAGAGAUACUUGAGGUAACUGGCUGUCAAAAAUUAUAAACUUAUAUCCUCUUUCCCUCCCUUCUCUACUCCCUUUUUCUCAGUCUUGACGGAAUACACGCUACUCACUCGUUCAAUUUGCAGUUUUUCUUAUUUAGAUUCAGAUUUGUCUGUGUUUUAGACAAUAGAGAAAUAUCAAUGGUACGGCCAUUACUACUCGUUUCGCGAUCAGUUGUUUACAUUUUCAAAUCUCUAUUCUUGGUUUUCUGUGUAUCCUCUUUGAUGUGCUCUACGUACAGUCAAUUUCCUAUGUUCUCAGAUCAUUAGAACCGAGGAUUUUCUCUGUUCUUUUAUCUUGGUCGCUAUUUAUUGUAAUGAUAUGUGCACAAAAUGAAAAUAUUGCGUGUUUCGGCUUUCACCCACUUUUUCACACUAACUUGUGAGCAUGUAACCAAAAAAGACAAAUCUCAAGACACAUGACUAACGAGGUAAAUAACUUGCAAGUAUCCUCUUCUUCUGCUUCUCUAAUCUAAUGAAUUUUAUAUAUGUGUGGUAUAGAAAAUUGAAAUGAGAGACACGCAUUUAUAUAUAUAUAUAUGCUCUUACGCACUUGGCGUAACAUCCCUUUGAACAAAAUCGACAUUUAUUACCGUUCCAACGUAAUACAUUUAAAAAUAUAAAAAUUGAUUUGUUUUAACUCCUUUACACGCAUAAAAGUGUUUAUUAAAACAAAACCAUGUUUUUUAUUUCGAUUUAAACUACAAGAUUUUCUUCCCAAGAUUAAACUUACAGCGUUUUAAUCUUGGGAGGAAAGAAUGGACACUUGCAUGUAUUUCCAUGUAAAUAAAUAUACAAUAAAUCACAUGGUACUACGAUUCCUUAAGGCCGGUUCCACAAAAUAUAAAAUUAACUUUAAACUUGGUUUAAUUUACUGUUUAUCGCUUUCUAAUUCUUAGAUUAGAAAAAGAUAAAGCAAAGUUGAACUUUGGUUAAAUUUAAUUAAUUGUGAAUUUUGAAACCGGGUCUUAAAGAACAGAAAUCCAAAUAAAAGAGAAAAGACAGUUAACUUGGGCUGGAAUAAAACUCUAGACUAUAUAGACUCUUGGAACAACAGGAAAUUGACUGUAGCUCCGUUGAUGUCAUUUUCCGUGUAAAUUUUUUUGAAGUGUCGAGCUGAUUCUGAGUAGAUUGUAAUAUGACGAUAUUCACACACGACAGUUCAUUAUCGCGUAAUAUCUUUAUGACGAUUUCGUAGGAACAUAAACGGAACCUGCAUGGAAAAUAUAGAUUGCCGCUAUUUAACGAACUCGCUUUCUCGGCUUCUCGGCGAUCGAUCGAGAGUGUAUUCGCAGUACAGUCAAUCAUCCCUUUUGCUUUCAGAUAUCCCAAUACUUGUAAUCUUGUAGCGAGGUAUGUUAUUUGUACGCUCUCAAUAAAGAAACCGAACGUUGAAGCCCGUUGGGAAUGAAUGUAA